AAAAUUAUUAAUUGUGAUCGUUUUCCAGGUAUAACGAUAAGAUAAUAGUCAGCGACUCAGUCUUGACACGCCAAGGACUUCCCAGUCUCACGCGGCCGGGCGAGAUGAGCACCUAAAAUUACACCUUAGAUUUACAAUUCGCGAGGCAGUCGCAUUGGAUUAGUCCUACGAAGAAGACGUCCACGGAUAACUUUGAGCAAACCGAUCAAUAAUAAUAAUAAAAGUGUCGAAACUUGUUCUAAUUAACCGUAUCAGUGAAAGUGCGCGGCUUUUAAAAGCACAUUAGUAAAAUGACACGAAUUACGAGUCCCCACAAAGAGAAACAUCUAAAAUGAGUAUGUUGUUAACAAUGGAAAUAUUUCGCACGGCGAUUUUGCUUUUAAUUUUCUGUUUCUACACGACAUUUUCGCAUCCAUCGAGACCGCUGAACGAACGAUCGACCGAGUUAGCUUGGCAGGCCUGGUUAUUAGUCGAUGAUCAAAAUCAGAACAAGCAUCACGACCUCGAUAACUUCACAAGGCGAAGAAUAACGCCCAAGUCGGUCUUCAUUGCGCCCACGUUUAGCCCCGAGUCCCUGCCCGCCUGUGCUGAAGGAUAUCGAGCCGACUCGAUGGGACGUUGCAUACGAAUCAUUAAACUCGACCAGGAGGCCCACCUCGACUUUCUCCUCCAGAAGUUGAACGCGCAGUUCAGCAGUUACGACGACUUGGAGGAGGAUUCCCAAGAGGAAGUGCCGACGCCCGGUCCGUUUCAACUCAACAUACCGUUGAACGGUGCCGGGAUCAAGGAUAGCGACGACGACGAGCUGGACAUUGCGAUCGUCGUCGCACCGACCAACGGAAAUUUCGCCAUCGACGAUAUGCUGAAGAAUAGCGCGAAGAGGACGAGCUCGAGCGAUGGGGAUUCGAAACUAUUAGAAAAUCGUCCUCAAAAUGAGCAGCCAUUUGCAGAUUCUACGCCUAGCAUAAUUGAACAACGAUUCUCCCACACUGAAAAGGCUCAAAAAACUACAACGGAGUCUGCGAAAGUGACAACAGUAUUAUCAUCCGAAAUGCCUACGUUAUCCACAAUCAACAUCAAUAUAACUCCAUCAACUAUUGACACAACACUGUCUACAAUACCGCCAGAAACAACAACCCUGGAAAUGGAAACGGACACCACAGAAAGCAGUCAGCAUGCUUUAUUCUUUCUGGAGCAUUCUUUGCUCAAAGCGACACACAAACGAAACGACGCGAACGCAACUGAAGCUCCCACUACUACAACAACGGACCUAAAUCAACCCCCAACAAUUACAACAACAUAUCGUAACGCCAUUCGUUUCCCCACCGAAUCUUCGCACUACAUCGACUAUAUUAAAAACCCCGAAACGAUCACGCAAGCCAACCUCUUACCGCACGUCAACCGACACGUCAGCAACUUUAACGACGCGACAACCGUACCCUCCAGGGAACAGUUUCAGGCGCUCUUCAACGAGUACAUAAGCUCGAGGGGCGACGAUCUGAAGGGUACCGAACGUUUCGUCUUCAAAACGCAAGAGGACCGAACGAAGCACGACCGCUUCAAUACCGCACAUCACGGAUACAAUCACAGAAAUCGCGACAAGCACGCGAAUCUCUGGUCGCUGCCGCCUUCCUGGAGCGAAUCUAGUCCAAAGAAACCGAUCGUUUUAAGGUUGCCGCGCAGAUCGCACAGCAGGCAUCUCCUAGAUCAUCAUUCGCAGGAGUUCUAUCGGGAGUUCCCUCGAGAGGAAUUCUCUUACAUUUUCGGUAUUAAUCCCAUUCAGGCAAAUGAGAGAAGGGGUCGAAGAUGAUACAAAGAUCGGAUCGGUUUACAUAGACGUAAAAGGUAUCGAAUCCGCAUAAAAUGAAGACGGUGUAAUUAUGUUCAUAUAAUUGAUAUUUAGGUAAUUUAUACGACGUGUAUUAUUAUUGCGUAAGUGUUUCGUAGUCUAAGAUUCAAGUUCCUUUAAUACAAGUUGCAUAUGUACUUGAGAUGGGUCUGCUUAUACUAUAGAUAUAUUACAACGAACUUUGUAUAUUUCUACAAAUAGCGAUUAAUGAGGGGGUAGGUUUAAAACCAAAGAUGGAAAGCGAUCUGUAUAAUUGUAGUAACCGAAAGAAAUCAGCUGGAUGUAAGACCACAUAACGUAACGAAUAUUUUUAGCACAGUAAUGUAGAUAAUUACAGGCACCUACAUGUUAUUAUAUACGUAUAUGUCGUUCAUACAGGACCUAAUUUUGUAAAUUCAAGUUGUACAAAUGUAAAUAAACUGUGCCGUGUUACCGGCAAUGUAACCAUAUAUUUAUAAAUUAUACUUAUUCGUAUUUAUUGUAUAUUAAGAUUGUGCCAGUAGAUUAGCAAAGGGUAAUAUACGUAAAAUGAUAAUUAUUACACCCUACCUCAA
Molecule: messenger RNA, 2403 nt
Organism: Photinus pyralis (common eastern firefly)
Lineage: Eukaryota; Metazoa; Arthropoda; Insecta; Coleoptera; Lampyridae
Exons: 3
Coding region: 332-1810 (492 amino acids)
Source: RefSeq, a predicted model, not a curated record